Messenger RNA from Diaporthe amygdali, 228 nucleotides. RefSeq lists its product as uncharacterized. The record is from RefSeq and is a predicted model, not a curated record. The coding region runs from base 1 to 228 and encodes 75 amino acids. The transcript has a single exon. Lineage: Eukaryota; Fungi; Ascomycota; Sordariomycetes; Diaporthales; Diaporthaceae.
AUGUGCGAGCGCAAGAAAUUCAACAAGAGGUGUGGGAAGUGCAACACCGUCCUUAUUUCCGACGUGAGACGCAACGGGGAUGAGUGCGACAAGGUCAGAGGCGACGCGAAGCUGAAAUGGGGCGACUGUGGAGAUAUUACAGAAGUCUCAGUGGCCGACGAAAAGACGAAGGAUGGAGAUCCAUGUUGGAAGUGUGCGGCGAAAGCCAGGGCUAUCCCAGAGGAGUGA